AAAACGGAGAGCGGCUGAGUUGAAAGGCAUUGAAACCAUCGAGUAUUGCUAGAAAAGAUGUCGAGGGGAGGAGAAGGGCAGAGGAACUUCCUCUUCCGGUUCAUCCAUGGGAGGAUGGAGGCCUGGAGGGUGGCAGUUCUGUUCUUCCAAGGGCCGAAGCAGCAGCUGAAAUUGAAAGGCCUGGGGACCAGUGGUGAAAUCCAAUUUUUUUUACUACCGGCUCUGUUCGUGUGGCUUGGUGGGCGUGGCAGGGGAAGGAUAUUACAAAAUCCCCAUUCCCUCCCCAUUCUUGGGGGAAGGAUAUUGCAAAAUCCCCAUUCCCUCCCUACUGUAGGGGGAAGGAUAUUGCAAAAUCCCCAUUCCCUCCCCACUCUUGGGGGAAGGAUAUUGCAAAAUCUCCAUUCCCACCCCACUCUGGAGCCAGCCAGAAGUGGUAUUUGCCGGUUCUCCAAACUGCUCAAAAUUUCUGCUACCGGUUCUCCAGAACAUGUCAGAACCUGUUGGAUUUCACCCCUGCUGGGGACGAAAACAUAUGAAGGAGGGUUGCAGGAUUUGGGCAUGGCUUAGUCUAGGAGGGACCUGAUAGCAGUAUUUCAGUAUUUGAGAGAUUGCCACAAAAAGAAGGGGGGCAGUUCAUUUUCAAAGCACCAGAAGGCAAGACAAGAAGCAAUGGGUGGAAACUAAUCAUGUUCAAAACCAACUUACAAGCAAGGAGAAAUAGUGAGAACAAUUAAUCAGUGGAACAACUUUGCCUUCAGAAGUUGUGGGUGCUUUAUCAAAGGAAGUUUUUAAGAAAAGACUGGGCAGCCACUUGUCUGAAAUGGUAUAUAGCCGUGAUGGCGAACCAAUGGCACGCAUCCCUGAGGUGGCACACAGAGCCAUCUUUCCGAGCACGCGAGCUGUCGGCCAACUCACCUGCAGCUGCUGUGCAUGCCCGCUCGGCCCAGCUGGUGUUCGGGCCUCCGGUGCGCAUGUGCACAAUUCCGGAGACCCAGCUGGACAAAGAAGAUGCCAAGAAGAACACUCUGGACAACAAAGAAUGAGAAGCAGCAUUAAAAUGCAAAACAAACCCAUCUAUCAAAAUCUUUUCCACUUCUUCAUGAAAGUGUAAAAACGCUUCUCAUUCCUCAGGAGAUCAGAGACAAGGGAGAGAAUAACAAGAACAAAGUUUUGAGCUGGACAAAAUAGGGUAUGUGGAACUCAAAGAAACAUUACAACGUGUGGAACUGAAGGAAACAAGAACCGUGGUGGUUCAGUGGUUAGAGGGCAGCACUGCAAGCUACUUCUGCUGACUGCCGGCGGCCUGCAUUUUGGCAGUUCAAAUCUCAAGGAAAGUGGCUUGAAUCAAAUUACCUUCAAGUAAUAGAUCAGAAAUAUUUUUGACCUCCUUUAGAGUCCAAAUAUAUCAGUGUUGGAAAAACUGCACAGACUGCGUAUUAUGAGAAAACCACAGAUUGCAGGUCACAGCUGCUUAUGCACGAGAGAAUCCAUCCUGUGAAAAGCUAUAGAAAUGUUUGGAGUGUGGUAACAGCUUUACUCAGGAAAGCUUCCUUGUGAUUCGUGGAAUGACCCACACUAGAGACAAGCUCUACUAGUGCUCCCAAUGUGUCAAAAGAUUUACAAUGCACAGCAAUCUGGUGAGACAAAAGAGGACUCACAAUGGAGAGAAAAACUUUGAAUGUCCUGAUUGUGGGAAAAGUUUCACUAGGAAUUCUCACCUGGUAAUACACCGGAGGACUCACACAGGAGAGAAACCUUAUAACUGUUGUGAUUGUGGGAAAAGUUUCUCUCGGAAUUACAACCUGGUGCUACACCAGAGGACUCACACAGAAGAAAAACCAUAUCAGUGUCCAAAUUGUGGGAAAAGGUUCAGUCAGAAUUCCUACCUGGUGAAACACCAGAAGACUCGCACAGGAGAGAAACCCUUUGAAUGUCCUGACUGUGGGAAAAGUUUCAUUCGAAAGUGUGACUUGGUGAUACACCAGAAGACUCACACAGGAGCAAAAUUAUAUGAGUGUCCAGAUUGUGGGAAAAGUUUCACUCGGAAUUCCAAGCUGGUGAUACACCAGAGAACUCACACGGGAGAGAAACCAUAUGACUGUCUAUAUUGUGGGAAAAGUUUCAGUCAGAAUUCCAACCUGAUGAUACACCAGAGAGCUCACACAGGAGAAAAACCAUAUCACUGUUCUGAUUGUGGGGAAAGUUUCAGUCAGAAUUCCUAUCUAGUGAAACACCAGAGGAUUCACACAGGAGAGAAACCAUAUGAGUGCCCAGAUUGUGGGAAAAGUUUCAGUCGGAAUUCCAACCUUGUGGUGCAUCAGAGGACUCAUACAGGAGAAAAACCAUAUGAGUGUCUGUUUUGUGGGAAAUGUUUCAUUCGGAAUUCCUACCUGAUGAAACAUCAGAGAACUCACACAGGAGAAAAACCAUAUCAAUGUUCGGAUUGUGGGGAAAGAUUCAGUCAGAAUUCCUACCUGAUGAAACACCAGAUAAUUCACACAGGAGAAAAACCAUAUGAGUGUGUUGAAUGUGGAAAAAGUUUCGUAAGGAAUUCCAGUUUGGUGAUACACUGGAGGACUCACACAGGAGAGAAACCGUAUGAAUGUCCGGAAUGUGGGAAAGAUUUCAGUAGUAGGUCUAGUCUUCUAAAUCAUGUAAGGUUACACAUAGGGGAGAAACCAUUCAAAUGCCCAGAUUGCGGAAAGUCUUUCACAGGGAAUUCCUCACUUAUCAAACACCAGAGAACGCACAUGCAAGAGAAACCGUAUGAGUGUCUAUUUUGUGGGAAAGGUUUCAGUUGGAAUUCCCACCUUGUGGAACAUCAGAGGACUCACACAGGAGAGAAACCAUAUGAGUGUCCUGAUUGUGGGAAAGAUUUUUCUUGGAAAUCUGACUUGGUGAAACACCAGAGGAUUCACAUGGGAGAGAAACCGUACGAGUGUUCAGAUUGUGGAAAAGGUUUCAAGUCUAAUUCUCAUCUGGUGAUACACCAAAGGAUUCACACAGGUGAAAAACCAUAUGAGUGUCUGCAGUGUGGAAAAAGUUUCAUUCAAAAUUCCCUCCUUUUGCGCCAUCAAAGAACACACACAGGAGAGAAACCAUAUAAAUGUCCAGAUUGUGGGAAAAGUUUCAGUCAGAGUUUUGACAUGGUGUUGCACCAGAGGACUCAUAAGCAAGAGAAACCGUAUGAGUGUUCAGAUUGUGGGAAAGGUUUCAAGUCUAAUUCUCAUCUGGUGAUACACCAGAGGACUCACACAGGAGAGAAACCAUAUAAAUGUCAUUGUGGGAAAAGUUUCAGUCAGAAUUCCUACCUGGUAAAACACCAGAGGACCCACAUUGUGGAGAAACAAUAUAAAUGUUCUGAUUGUGGGAAAAGUUUCAGUCAGAAUUCCUACCUGGUGAAACACCAGAGGACUCACACGGGAGAGAAACUCUAUGUGUGUUCAGAUUGUGGAAAAGGUUUCAAGUCUAAUUCUGAUCUGAUGAUACACCAAAGGGUUCACACCGGUGAAAAACCAUAUAAAUGUCAUUGUGGGAAAGGUUUCAGUUGCAAGUCUGAGCUAGUGAGACACAAGAGGACUCACACUGGAGAGAAACCGUAUGAGUGUCCAGAGUGUGGGAAAGAUUUCUCUUGGAAAUCUGACCUGGUGAGACACCAGAGGAUUCACACGGGAGAGAAACCAUAUGAGUGUUCAGAUUGUGGAAAAGGUUUCAAGGGGAAUUCUGAUCUGGUGAUACACCAAAGGAUUCACACAGGUGAAAAACCAUAUAAAUGUCAUUGUGGGAAAGGUUUCAGGUGCAAGUCUGACCUGGUGAAACACCAGAGGACUCACACUGGAGAGAAACCGUAUGAGUGUCCAGAGUGUGGGAAAGAUUUCUCUUGGAAAUCUGACCUGGUGAAACACCAGAGGACUCACACGGGAGAGAAACCAUAUGAGUGUUCAGAUUGUGGAAAAUGUUUCAACUCUAAUUCUCAUCUGGUGAUACACCAAAGGAUUCACACAGGUGAAAAACUGUUUGAGUGUCACCAGUGUGGGAAACGUUUCAUUCAAAAUGCCUUCCUUUUGCGACAUUACAGGACUCACACAGGAGAGAAACCAUAUAAAUGUCCAGAUUGUGGAAAAGGUUUUAGUCAGAAUUCUAACAUGAUAAUACACCAGAGGACUCACAUAGGAGAGAAACUGUAUGAAUGUCUGCAGUGUGAGAAAAAAUUUAGUAAGAAUUCCUAUCUGGUGGAACACCAGAGGACUCACACUGGAAAUAAAAUGUAUGAGUGUCUUGAAUGUGGGAAAAGUUUCACUUGGUAUUCCAAGCUGUUGAGACACCAGAGAACUCACACGGGAGAGAAACCAUAUGAGUGUCUGUAUUGUGGGAAACGUUUUAAUCAGAAUUCCCAUCUGGUGAUACACCAGAAAAGUCACACAGGAGUAAAACCAUAUCAGUGUCCAGACUGUGGGAAAAGGUUCAGUCAGAAUUUCUAUCUGGUGAUACACCAGAAAACUCACACAGGAGACAAACCAUAUCAGUGUCCAGACUGUGGGAAAAGUUUCUGUUAUAGUUCCUACUUGGUGAAACACCAGAGGACUCACACAGGAGAAAAACCAUAUGAAUGUCUUGAAUGUGGGAAAAGUUUUACUUGGAAUUCCAGUUUGGUGAUACACUGCAGGACUCACACAGGAGAGAAACCGUAUGAAUGUCCAGAUUGUGGGAAAGAUUUUCGUUAUAGGACUAGCCUUAUAAAUCAUGUAAGGUUACAUAUAGGGGAGUAACCAUUCAAAUAGCUAGAUUGCUACUUUGUUUCACACAAAGUUCCUCCCUUAUCACACACAAGGAAUUUCACACGAGGCAACAUUUGAUGUGUGUAGAGAGGAAUCUUGAUUUUCGUUUGUUGUCUCUCAUUGGAAACCCAGCUGAACAAUUAAACAUUUAAUUACUUGCAUGA
Messenger RNA from Pantherophis guttatus, 4942 nucleotides. RefSeq lists its product as uncharacterized. The record is from RefSeq and is a predicted model, not a curated record. Lineage: Eukaryota; Metazoa; Chordata; Lepidosauria; Squamata; Colubridae.